Messenger RNA from Sorghum bicolor (sorghum), 1908 nucleotides. RefSeq names its product WUSCHEL-related homeobox 7. Lineage: Eukaryota; Viridiplantae; Streptophyta; Magnoliopsida; Poales; Poaceae. Gene Ontology annotation, biological process: regulation of developmental process. The record is from RefSeq and is a predicted model, not a curated record. Bases 272 to 1864 code for a protein of 530 amino acids. Gene Ontology annotation, molecular function: DNA binding; DNA-binding transcription factor activity. The transcript is spliced from 3 exons.
UAGCCGAGCCUGGUGAAAGACCCCAUAUAGGCCGUAGCCCAUAGCGUAGCGAGAAGGUGCGACGACAGCAGGGUAGGGGAGCUCACUGAUCUUCCCCACUGUUAAUUCCUCCGAUCCACAGAGGCUUCACUGGCAGUUGUAGAUGAUGAAGUAGUGCUAGUAGUAUAGUAUAGAAUCCCUCGCUGCCGCCGUUUGAGCUCACAAGGAGAAGAUCUGGUGUUCUGCGAAAGGGGGCAAAAAAAAGAGAAGAGAGCAAAAGAAUCGGCUCAGCAUGGCCUCCUCCUUCAACAACAGCCACUGGCCGAGCAUGUUCAGGUCCAAGCACGCCGCCGAGCCGUGGCAGACGCAGCCUGACAUCAGCAGCUCGCCGCCGUCCCUCCUCUCAGCAGCGGGCGGCUCCACCACCAUCGGCCGCUGCCUCAGGCACCCCCUCUCAGGUGGCGAGGAGCGGACCCCGGAUCCGAAGCCGCGGUGGAACCCCAGGCCGGAGCAGAUCCGGAUUCUGGAGGCCAUCUUCAACUCCGGCAUGAUCAACCCGCCGCGCGACGAGAUCCCCCGCAUCCGCAUGCGCCUGCAGGAGUACGGCCAGGUCGGCGACGCCAACGUCUUCUACUGGUUCCAGAACCGCAAGGCCCGCUCCAAGAACAAGCUGCGCACCACCACCGCGGGCGCCGGACGCCUGGGGUUAGGCCUCGCGCGCGCGCCGGGCCGCGGAGCCGCCGCUGCGGCGCCCGUCACGCCGCCGCCGCCGCCGCCGCAGCAGCAGCAGCAGUCCUUGAUCCAGAACCAAUUCCAGCUGCUCGCCUCGCCCGCGCAGGCGCCCGCUUCCUCGUCCUCGUCCUCCUCCGACCGCUCCUCCGGGUCCAGCAAGCCGGCUGCGAAGCCGGCGGCGGCGCAGGCGAUGUCGUCCGCGACGGCGGCGGCCAUGGACUUGCUAGGGCCGCUCGCCGCGGCGUGUCCCCAUCAGAUGUACUACCAAGGGCGCCACCCCGUGGCGCCGGUCUCGGCGCCAGCGCACAAGGUGCUGGACGACCUCGACCCCGUCCUCCAGCAGCUGCCGCAGGGCUACUGCUUGUCGGCUGCCGAGGUCGCCGCCAUUCUCGGCGCCGGGGGGCAGUACAUGCACGUGCCCGUGCAACAGCAGCCACCGGCGGCGUUCUCUGCGGGAGCCUUCUUGGGGCUGUGCAACGAGGUGACAGAGCCGACCGUCGUCACUGGUCACAGGACAUGCGCGGGGCUCGGGCAGUUCUGGCUCGGGGGCGGCGCUGAUCACCAUCAGCUCAUCGGCAAGAACAACACCACCGCGGCGACCAACACAGUGGUAAGGGAGGUGGCGCACGAGGACGCCACGAAGCUGGGGUUGCUGCAGUACGGCUUCGGAGCUAGCACGGCCAUGGAGGCGGCGCCUCUUGCUGCAUCGCCGGCGGGCGCCGCUGUCACCGUAGCGUGCGUGGCUGCCACUACCGCUGGGCUCACAGGUCUGCCGCCUGCAAGCACUAAUGGUGUCGUCGCCAACUAUGAUCUGCUGCAAGGACUGGCAGGAGUGCCCGGGGCCGGGGCCGUCGGUGUCGUCAGCACCGGCGCCGGUGCACCUGCCGCCGUUGCCGUUGCCGCGCCCGCGUCGGCGGCGGCGGCGCAGGAGGGCGUCGUGGCGCUGUGCAUCACGGACACCGUCACGGGCAAGAGCGUGGCGCACAACGUCGCGGCUGCGAGGCUCGACGUGAGGGCGCAUUUCGGCGAGGCGGCCGUGCUGCUCCGCGGCGUCGGCGAGCGCGGCCUCGGCCUCGAGCCCGUCCCCAUCGACGCGUCGGGCUGCACGGUGGAGCCGCUCCAGCACGGUGCCUUCUACUACGUGCUGGUAUAAUGCAUGGCGAAUUCAACGUGACGCGUCAAGAAGAAGAAGCUGGA